Molecule: messenger RNA, 1632 nt
Organism: Microthlaspi erraticum
Lineage: Eukaryota; Viridiplantae; Streptophyta; Magnoliopsida; Brassicales; Brassicaceae
Source: the annotation of a GenBank genome assembly
AUGGAAAAUGACGUCAAGGUCGACGGUAAACUUGAGGAAGCUGACCGUCUUCUUCCUCCCAAUCCCAGCUCUCUUCCUUCGAAUUCCGAAGAGGACGAAUCCGAAUCCGAAGCCGCCUUCGAAUCUCGAGAUAAGAUCGUGAUCGUCGAUUUCGAAUCUGCCGACGAUCCCGCCACCGGAGAUGCCGCGCCUCCGUUCUCGUGGCGGAAACUGUGGCUGUUCACCGGUCCGGGUUUUCUGAUGAGUAUAGCGUUUUUGGAUCCGGGGAAUCUCGAAGGAGAUCUGCAAGCCGGAGCGGUCGCUGGCUAUUCCCUGCUGUGGCUCUUAAUGUGGGCCACCGCCAUGGGAUUACUGAUUCAGAUGCUCUCCGCUAGAGUCGGCGUCGCCACCGGUCGUCAUCUCGCUGAGCUCUGCCGCGACGAGUAUCCGACUUGGGCUAGGUACGUGCUUUGGUCUAUGGCGGAGCUGGCUCUGAUCGGAGCUGAUAUCCAGGAGGUUAUCGGAAGUGCAAUUGCUAUUCAGAUUCUUAGCCGUGGCGUCUUGCCGCUUUGGGCUGGUGUUGUCAUUACGGCGUCGGAUUGUUUUUUAUUUUUGUUUCUAGAGAAUUAUGGAGUGAGGAAGUUAGAAGCUGUUUUUGCAGUUUUGAUCGCAACGAUGGGUUUGUCAUUUGCUUGGAUGUUUGGUGAAACCAAGCCAAGUGGAAAAGAACUUAUGAUAGGUAUAUUACUACCAAGACUUAGCUCAAAGACGAUUAGGCAAGCAGUAGGAGUUGUGGGCUGCGUGAUAAUGCCUCACAACGUGUUCUUGCACUCGGCUCUUGUACAGUCGAGGAAGAUCGAUCCAAAGAGGAAAUCACGCGUCCAAGAAGCGCUCAACUACUACCUGAUCGAGUCAUCGAUCGCUCUUUUCAUCUCCUUCUUGAUCAACCUGUUCGUGACUACAGUCUUUGCAAAAGGCUUCUACGGAACAGAGAAAGCUAACAACAUUGGCCUAGUGAACGCCGGUCAGUUCCUUCAGGAGAAGUUCGGAGGCGGGCUUCUCCCGAUUCUCUACAUCUGGGGGAUCGGGUUGUUAGCCGCCGGACAAAGCAGCACGAUCACCGGAACAUACGCAGGACAGUUUAUAAUGGGAGGUUUUUUGAACCUCCGGCUUAAGAAAUGGAUGAGAGCAGUGAUCACAAGAAGCUGCGCGAUUGUCCCGACUAUGAUUGUGGCGAUUGUGUUCAACACUUCUGAAGCUUCUUUGGAUGUUUUGAACGAAUGGCUCAAUGUUCUUCAGUCUGUACAGAUUCCGUUUGCUCUUCUCCCUCUUUUGACAUUGGUGUCUAAGGAAGAAGUCAUGGGAGACUUCAAGAUUGGACCUAUGCUUCAGAGAAUAGCAUGGACUGUGGCUGCACUUGUGAUGAUCAUCAAUGGGUAUCUUCUGUUGGACUUCUUUGUAUCGGAAGUGGAUGGGUUUAUGUUUGGAGUUGCGGUCUGCGUUUGGACGGCCGCUUAUAUCGCGUUUAUAGUCUACCUGAUUUCACAUAGCAACUUUCUUUCUUCUCCUUGGUGUUGGUCUUCUUCUUCUUCCUCUUCCUCUUCCUCUUCAAUAGAACUUCCCAAAAGAGUAGUGACUGUUUCAGAUAGCUAG